Babjeviella inositovora NRRL Y-12698 is the source of this 1023-nucleotide messenger RNA. RefSeq names its product phosphoprotein phosphatase 2A catalytic subunit (gene PPH21). Gene Ontology annotation, molecular function: protein serine/threonine phosphatase activity. The record is from RefSeq and is a predicted model, not a curated record. Gene Ontology annotation, biological process: mitotic cell cycle; peptidyl-serine dephosphorylation. The transcript has a single exon. Gene Ontology annotation, cellular component: cytosol. NCBI's taxonomy places the organism in Eukaryota, Fungi, Ascomycota, Pichiomycetes, Serinales. The coding region runs from base 1 to 1023 and encodes 340 amino acids.
AUGGACUUCGACUCUGACGUUCCAAUGGAAGACGCCGUACAAGACCAAUUGGACCCAUCUUUGGGCACCGCCACAGCAUUCGUCGCUACCGAAUCCAAUGCAUCCUCCAACAUCACACAGUUAGACGAAUGGAUCGACCAGUUGUCCAAGUGCCAGCCAUUGUCCGAAGAAAACGUCAAGCGAUUGUGCAAAAUGGCCAUCGAGGUGUUGCAGUUCGAGGAGAACGUGCAGCCAGUCGCCGUUCCGGUAACCAUCUGUGGUGACGUCCACGGCCAGUUCCACGAUUUGAUGGAAUUGUUCAAGAUUGGGGGGCCGUGCCCAGACACCAACUACUUGUUCAUGGGUGACUACGUCGACCGUGGUUACUAUUCCGUCGAGACCGUUUCGUACUUGGUUGCCAUGAAAGUUAGAUACCCGAACCGUAUCACCAUCUUGAGAGGCAACCACGAAUCCAGACAGAUCACCCAGGUCUACGGGUUCUAUGACGAAUGCUUGAGAAAGUACGGUUCCGCUGUUGUGUGGAAGUUGUUCACCGACUUGUUUGACUACUUCCCAAUCACCGCCUUGGUUGACAACAAGAUCUUCUGUUUGCACGGUGGUUUGUCUCCAAUGAUCGAGACCAUCGACCAGGUCCGAGACUUGAACCGAGUCCAGGAGGUUCCUCACGAGGGUCCGAUGUGUGAUCUAUUAUGGUCGGACCCGGACGACCGUGGUGGAUGGGGUAUAUCUCCAAGAGGUGCUGGUUUCACAUUUGGACAGGAUAUCUCCGAACAGUUUAACCACACCAACGACUUGUCGUUGAUCGCCAGGGCCCAUCAGUUGGUCAUGGAGGGUUACUCCUGGUCCCACCAGGAGUUAGUUGUCACCAUCUUUUCUGCUCCCAACUACUGCUACAGAUGUGGCAACCAAGCCGCCAUCAUGGAGGUGGACGAAAACCACGAACGUCAAUUCUUGCAAUACGAUCCAUCCGUGAGACCUGGCGAGCCUACCGUCACCAGAAAGACCCCUGAUUACUUCUUGUAG